Paramuricea clavata is the source of this 592-nucleotide messenger RNA. NCBI's taxonomy places the organism in Eukaryota, Metazoa, Cnidaria, Anthozoa, Malacalcyonacea, Plexauridae. The record is from the annotation of a GenBank genome assembly.
AAGUAAUUGGAAAUGUCCUAUUGGAUAUUUUCUCACUGACAAAAUGACUGGAAAAAUGCAAGCCAAGUUGGUUCAGGAAGCACUCAUUAUGGCAGCUGAAGCUGGAUUACGUGUCUAUUCUGUAACAGCAGAUGGUACUUCUGUCAAUUUCACCAUGUUCAGUGAACUUGGCUGCAAGUUUACAACAUCAUAUGAAAGCAUGAUUACCAAGUUUAAACACCCUACUCAAAACUACUUCGUAUAUGCAAUUUUGGACCCAUGUCACAUGCUUAAAUUGGCAAGGAAUGCUUUGGGUCACUUAGGCUCUAUCGUUGACUGUGAAAACAAUAUUAUUACAUGGAAAUUAUUUUCAUCACUCAAUAAAAUCCAAGAAUGUGAAGGUUUCCAAUUAGCAAACAAGUUUUCAUCAAGACAUCUCCAGUUUUUGAAGCACAAAAUGAAUGUCCAACUAGCAGCUCAAACCCUUAGCUCAUCUGUAGCAGACGCUAUUGAAUUUUUAGAUAAAUCAAUGAAACUUAAAGAAUUUCAAAACUCAAUCGGCACUGUUAAAUUUAUCAGAAUAGUGGAUAGAUUAUUUGACAAAAGGAUUUAA